This is a messenger RNA of Mercurialis annua (annual mercury), 1354 nucleotides long. RefSeq names its product phosphoglycerate mutase-like protein 1. The coding region runs from base 72 to 1091 and encodes 339 amino acids. Gene Ontology annotation, cellular component: cytoplasm. NCBI's taxonomy places the organism in Eukaryota, Viridiplantae, Streptophyta, Magnoliopsida, Malpighiales, Euphorbiaceae. The transcript has 10 exons. Gene Ontology annotation, molecular function: phosphatase activity. The record is from RefSeq and is a predicted model, not a curated record.
UUCGAACAUUAAAAUAAAAAAAGACAAAUCGACUGUAUUCACGCUGUUCAAGCCCGACUAAAUCGGAGCAAAUGUCAGCUGUAUACAAUUGUUAUAAAUUUAAUAUUGGCGGCUCCAUUUCCAUUUCAACAUUCUCAAUCUCAAGUAAAAAGCAGCCUCAUUUUCUAGUUCCAUCGCCACUGCCACAUCGUCUGCUUCAUUCUCCGAUUUGUAAUCGUAAAUCUCCUGUUAUUUACUUAUCUUCUAUCUCAGAUAUGGAUGCCACAGCCGGACAGAGUCUGUACCCGCUGCACCGUACCAAAACUCUUCACCUGGUGAGGCAUGCACAAGGGAUUCACAAUGUAGAAGGAGAGAAAAACCAUGAUAAUUAUUUAUCUGAAACACUUUUUGAUGCUUAUUUAACUCCUCUUGGUUGGCAGCAGGUUGAUAACCUGCGCAAGCAUGUUCGAGAAAUUGGGCUUAAUAAGAAAAUUGAAUUGGUCAUUGUUUCCCCUUUGUUGAGGACCAUGCAAACUGCAGUAGGAGUAUUUGGUGGUGAAGGGUAUACAGAUGGCAUAAAUGUCCCUCCGUUGAUGGUGGAAAAUGCAGGGAAAAGUAACCAUCCUGCAAUUUCAAGCUUAAACUCCCCUCCUUUUGUUGCUGUUGAGCUUUGUCGAGAACAUUUGGGAGUUCAUCCUUGUGACAGAAGAAGAAGCAUCAGCGAGUAUCGGCCUAUUUUCCCGGCAAUUGAUUUUUCACUGAUUGAAAGUGAUGCCGACAUUUUGUGGACUGCUGAUGUCAGAGAAGAGAAUGCACAUGUUGCGGCAAGGGGGCAGGAGUUUUUGAAAUGGUUGUGGACAAGGAAAGAGAAGGAGAUUGCUGUUGUUUCACACAGUGGAUUCCUGUAUCAUACUUUAAGUGCAUUCGGUAAUGAUUGUCAUCCAACUGUGAAAAGUGAAAUUUGCACACACUUUGCUAACUGUGAGCUUAGAUCAAUGACUUUUGUCGAUAAAGGCAUGCUGGGGUCAGAUCCUGCGGUCACUAAUUACCCUGGAAAAAUUCCUACUGGCCUUGAUCUCCCAAGUGAUGUUGCACAGGAGAAGCAUCCAUAGAGAGAUAGGUCCAGAUAAUUAUUCAUAGUAAACGGAUAAACUCUGUUCUGGUUUACGUAAUGUCCUACAGAAGAUCUGGGUCAUCAAACUUUUUGGGAGCUCACUAGCUCCACUAGGAAAUUUGGGAUUUCUUUUUAAAUACUAACAUUUAUGUUUCGAGACCCUGUUUAGAUGGCUUCAAAUAAAUAUGAUAUAAUUAUUGUUUAUGAUUGAUGGACAGAGAAGAAAAACUUGUUCUUUUAUUUAUAAAUUCUAUUUCUUUA